Molecule: messenger RNA, 2671 nt
Organism: Quercus lobata
Lineage: Eukaryota; Viridiplantae; Streptophyta; Magnoliopsida; Fagales; Fagaceae
Product: sucrose synthase-like
Exons: 14
Coding region: 78-2441 (787 amino acids)
Biological process (GO): sucrose metabolic process
Molecular function (GO): sucrose synthase activity
Source: RefSeq, a predicted model, not a curated record
AGCAAGGCCUACUCACUCAUUGUGUCUCGUUUCUUCUCUAAAACUCUGUUUUCUCUAGUUUAUUACACACAGAAGCCAUGGAAUUGAUCAAUGGAACCAUCAGUGCUCACCGAGAGGAAUUGCUAGGCUUCCUUUCAAGGCUUGGAGGCAAGCCUAAAGGAAUCUACAAGACCAAACAACUUGUGGAAGAGUUUGAAGGACUUUCGAAUGGGACUCAUGCUGGAUUCUCUGGUGUUUUGAAAUGCACCCAGGAAGCGUUAGUAUUGGCUGAUUCAAUCGCACUUGCUAUUCGUCCCAGGCCAGGUGUCUGGGAAUAUGUGAGUGUGGCUGUGAGUCAGAGUGGACCUAAGGUUCAGACAAUAACUCCAUCUCAGUAUUUGCAGUACAAGGAAGAAGUUGUUGGGUCAAGUGGUGGAGAUGGAAUCUUUGAGUUGGAUUUUGAACCAUUCUCUGAGUUUUCAACACCCCCAACUCUUUCAAAGUACAUCGGGAAUGGCUUGGAAUUCCUCAAUCGACACCUUUCUACAAGUUUUGUACAUGAAAAAGAGAAGAUGCAGCCUCUUCUUGACUUUCUCAGACUCCAUGAGUACAACGGCAAGGCUAUGAUGCUGAAUGAGAGAAUCAAGAGCCUAGAUGCUCUCCAGACUGUUCUGAGGAAGGCAGUGGAUUACCUAUCUGCCAUUGCACCUGAAACUCCAUAUUCAGAGUUUGAGCACAAGCUCCAGGAGAUUGGUUUGGAGAGAGGGUGGGGUAAUAAUGCUGAACGAGUUUCAGAAAUGAUUCAUCUUCUUUUGGAUCUCCUUGAAGCUCCUGAACCAAGAACCCUUGAGACAUUCCUUGGGAGAAUUCCUAUGGUUUUUAAUGUUGUAAUCAUGUCUCCCCAUGGCUAUUUUGCCCAGGAUAAUGUCUUGGGAUACCCUGACACUGGUGGCCAGGUUGUUUAUAUCUUGGAUCAAGUUCGGGCCUUGGAGAGUGAGAUGCUUCUUCGUAUCAAGCAACAAGGCUUGGAUAUCAUCCCUCGUAUCCUCAUUGUCACAAGACUUCUACCUGAUGCAGUAGGAACCACAUGUGGUGAGCGUCUUGAAAAGGUGUAUGGGACCGAACAUUCAUUUAUUCUUCGAGUUCCAUUCCGAUCAGAGAAGGGAAUUGUCCGUAAAUGGAUCUCCAGAUUUGAAGUGUGGCCCUAUCUUGAGACUUAUGCUGAGGAUGUUGCAAAUGAACUUUCUAUAGAGUUCAAAGGGAAGCCAGAUCUGAUCGUUGGAAACUACAGUGAUGGAAACAUUGUUGCCACUUUGUUAGCAAGUAAAUUUGGGGUUCCACAGUGCACCAUAGCACAUGCCCUUGAGAAGACAAAGUACCCCGAUUCUGACGUAAAUUGGAAGAACUUUGACAAGUAUAACUUUUCUUGCCAAUUUUCUGCUGAUCUUAUAGCAAUGAAUCAAACUGAUUUCAUUAUCACCAGCACUUUCCAAGAGAUUGCUGGAAGCAAGGACACCCUUGGACAGUAUGAGAGUCACUCUGCUUUUACCAUGCCUGGACUCUACCGCGUGGUUCAUGGCAUAGAUUCCUUCGAUCCUAGGUUCAACAUUGUGUCUCCUGGAGCAGAUACCGACAUCUACUUCCCCUAUACUGAGGAGAAACGAAGGUUGACAUCCUUCCACCCUGAAAUUGAAGAGCUUCUUUUCUCGUCUGUGGAGAACAAAGAACACUUAUGUGUAUUGAAAGACCGGAACAAGCCUAUAAUCUUUACAAUGGCAAGGCUAGAUCGUGUGAAGAACAUAACCGGACUUGUUGAGUGGUAUGGCAAGAAUAAACGUCUUAGGGAGUUGGUUAACCUUGUUGUUGUUGCUGGGGAUCGUAGAAAGGAGUCUAAGGACUUAGAAGAGCAAGCUGAGAUGAAGAAAAUGUAUGGUCUUAUUGAGACCUAUAAUUUGAAUGGACAGUUCAGAUGGAUUUCUUCCCAAAUGAACCGAGUCAGGAACGGUGAACUCUAUCGUUACAUUGCUGAUACAAAGGGAGCCUUUGUGCAGCCUGCUGUAUAUGAAGCUUUUGGCUUGACAGUUGUUGAGGCCAUGACUUGUGGAUUGCCAACAUUUGCUACUUGUAAUGGUGGUCCAGCUGAGAUUAUUGUGAAUGGUAAAUCAGGCUUCCAUAUUGACCCCUAUCAAGGUGAUCAAGUGUCUCAGCUCCUUGUUGAUUUCUUUGAAAAGUGUAAGGUAGACCCUAGUCAUUGGGACAAAAUCUCCCACGGAGGCCUAAAGCGCAUUGAAGAGAAGUAUACAUGGCAGAUUUACUCCGAGAGGCUACUAACCUUGACUGGAGUUUAUGGCUUUUGGAAGCGUGUUUCUAAUAACACAGAGAAGCGUCGCUACCUUGAAAUGUUUUAUGCCCUCAUGUAUCGUAAGCUGGCCGAUUCAGUUCCUCUUGCUGUUGAAGAGUAAAUUAAAGCUUAUGGAUUAAUAAAAUGCUGAAGCAUUGGGCUGGCUUUGAUGGAGUCCUUUUGAGUUCAAGGAGCAAUGGAAAUUGUGUUUGAGAUUUUUUAUCAAAUUAGGCAAAAGGCUUUUUAUUUUGUUCUUUUUUUUUUUUCCAAUCCUUCAAAGGAUUAUUUGAACAUGGGUGUUUUAUAGCCCAUCAUUUCGAUAUAAAUUCAUGAAUUUUGGUUUACCAUCCA